Molecule: messenger RNA, 291 nt
Organism: Racocetra persica
Lineage: Eukaryota; Fungi; Glomeromycota; Glomeromycetes; Diversisporales; Gigasporaceae
Source: the annotation of a GenBank genome assembly
AUGACCGAAGAAUCAAAGCAAGAAAAAACUUUUUUUUCUGCUGUUCAUGCCGAAGCUAGAGCUGAAGAACCUGAAGAAGCUGUUCAGGAAGAUCCAGAGGAUCCAAAACCAGCGAUCGAAGAAGCUUGUGGUAAUACUACAGCUUGUGCACCCCUAAAACAUCACCUUGAGGAAUGUAAUAGUCGUGUUGAGGCUGGUGGAACUGAAGAAAAUUGUACUGAAGAGCUUUUACAUUUUAUGCAUUGCGUUAACAAUUGCGUUGCUCCAAAGCUUUUCGCUCAAUUGAAAUAA